Molecule: messenger RNA, 1012 nt
Organism: Cajanus cajan (pigeon pea)
Lineage: Eukaryota; Viridiplantae; Streptophyta; Magnoliopsida; Fabales; Fabaceae
Source: RefSeq, a predicted model, not a curated record
CCGGGGUUUGAGACUCGAGCAAUUGUUGCCGCCGGUACUAAUUCUCAUUCUCAUUCUUCGCAAAACCCUAAUUCUUCUAAUUUCACUCUCACAUUCAUGGCAGAACUCAACAACAACCACGAACCUACAUUACCCUCCAAACGUAAGUCCGAACCUGAUCUCCCAGACCUCCCACCCAAAAUCCCCAAGCUACCUAUUCCCGACCUCAACCCAACCCUACAACCCAACCCUAAUGAAGACAAAGAUUUAUUAAACGACGACGAAGAACUCCAAAACGACGAUGACGAAGAGGAGGAGAAGGAGGACCGAAAGGGGAAGGGGAUUAUGCGUGACGACAAGGGCAAAGGGAAAAUGAUAGAAGAAGAGGGCGAUGAUUCCGACGACGACGACGAUGAUUCCGACGACGAUAGUGAUAGUGCCGACGACGGUUCCGAUGACGACGGAAGCGAUUUCUCCGACGACCCGCUGACGGAGGUCGAUUUGGACAACAUUCUCCCGUCCAGGACUCGGCGGCGGGCGUCGAGCGCCGGAGUGCGCAUUGCCGGCGACGCGGGGAAUGCUGCCGCCGCAGUCGGCGGCGGCGGCGGCGACGACGAUGAUAGCGACGAUAGUGAUGCUUGAGUUUCGCGAAAGGUUAGUGAGGGUUUUGGAGAACGUAGAAAUAGUUGCCUGCUCUGUUGGAUUAGUUCUGUUGCGACUAUGACGAGUGUUCUUUGUUUUCUUUGAGCGCAAUGCGGUUUUUGUUGUUCUAAGAUACUGCUCAGAUUAGAUUGUGCAAGUGCAAGAUAUAGUCUUUGUUUUUCUUUUUAAUUUUCUUGUGCCUGGUAGGUUGGUAGGUAGUGUAUGGUUAGAGAUGUUUUGAGGUAAUUGAAAUGAAAAACUAAUCUUAGAGUGCAAUUUAUGGCCCAUUUGGGUUUUCUGUCCAAGUUUUGGUGGAUUUGCUGAAGGACUGAAUUUGCUUGAUUCUGUGAAUGGUAAAAGGCUUGAAAUGAAGAUGGCUUGCCACCUUUAA